Molecule: messenger RNA, 1389 nt
Organism: Cheilinus undulatus (humphead wrasse)
Lineage: Eukaryota; Metazoa; Chordata; Actinopteri; Labriformes; Labridae
Gene: dync2li1
Product: dynein, cytoplasmic 2, light intermediate chain 1
Exons: 13
Coding region: 89-1171 (360 amino acids)
Biological process (GO): intraciliary transport involved in cilium assembly; intraciliary retrograde transport
Cellular component (GO): ciliary basal body; axoneme; cytoplasmic dynein complex
Molecular function (GO): dynein heavy chain binding
Source: RefSeq, a predicted model, not a curated record
GCGCCCGCCGUUGCUCUGGCAACGCUCGUAACGGCCAGAUUUAGCAAGUAAGCUAAGUUGGACCCUCACUGGUUUUAACCCAGAUUUGAUGCCUAAAACAAGCUCAGACACGUUAUGGGAGCUGGCUGCGGCUGAGGUCCACAGCAGGGAGACUGGAGGGGGAGAGGAGGAUAGUGGGCUGACCGUCAACGAGAGGACCGUGUUUCUGAUGGGGAGUAAAGCUGGGGGUAAAACAUCGAUUCUUCUUAGGUGCCUUGACAGAGAUGAACCGUCCAGGCCAACUCUGGCGCUGGAGUACACAUUUGGAAGACGGGCCAGAGGACACAACACACCUAAGGAUUUAGCCCAUAUUUGGGAGCUGGGAGGAGGUACCUCUUUGUCAGACCUGGCCCAGAUCCCCAUCACUCCUGUCAGCAUCAGGUCUCUUUCUGUGAUUCUUGUUCUUGACUUGUCUAAACCCAAUGCCCUGUGGGGAACAAUGGAGAAGCUCCUGAAGGCUGCACAUGCUCAGCUGGAGAAAGUCUACUCCCGGGCCCAACAAGAACAAAGGACCAAACCUGGUGCCAAACACCAGACAGUCGUCCAUGUUGCUGCACGUGUCUUACCUAAAGACUUUCCUGACAGAGAGCUGAUCAGUCCCUUUCCUGUUCCUCUGCUCAUCAUCGGCAGCAAAUAUGACCUUUUUCAGGAAUUUGACUCUGACAAGAAAAGAGUGAUCAAUAAAACACUGCGUUUUAUAGCCCACUUUUAUGCAGCCUCUCUUAUUUUCACAAGCAUCAAGUCAGAGAGCCUGUUGUCAAAAACCAAAGGCUUUUUCUCUCAUCUUGCUUUUGGUCUGGACAGAGGGAAAACUGUGUCCAGUGACCCAAACAAACCGCUUAUCAUUCCAGCCGGCUCAGACUCCUUCGGCCAAAUAGGUUCACCUCCCACUACUGAUAUGGACAUUAAUUCUCUUCAUGCCAAAAACCCAAAGGAUCUCUGGAGGAAAGUCUUUGAGCGUGUUUUCCCCGAAGAGAAUACCAGUGAGCAGAAGGAGCUGAAGGAUCCAGCUAAAGAUCCACGAUACAGUGAGCCUCAGAUUGAUGCCAUGAGAGUCCAGAAAGAUCAGGAGUUGGACCAGUAUAAGAGGAAUGCUGCUAAGUCAUGGAAAGGGCUGGAAUUGGAGAAAUGAGAGAUAAUCACAUAUAUGUUGACACACAUGCAGGAUAGAAAGGACGACUGUGGCUCAGGUGGUCAUCUCUUAUGAUCCCACACAUGCUGAUGUGUCCUUGGGAAGACACUCAACCCAAAUUUGUUCACACUGAUGUGUCGGUGGAGUAUGAAUGUGUAUGGAUAUGCAUGAAUGGGAUUAAUUAUUACUAAUGGCAUCUCUCCAAAGCCCCCUCUGCC